Messenger RNA from Gracilinanus agilis (Agile Gracile Mouse Opossum), 1239 nucleotides. RefSeq names its product serpin A12-like. The record is from RefSeq and is a predicted model, not a curated record. NCBI's taxonomy places the organism in Eukaryota, Metazoa, Chordata, Mammalia, Didelphimorphia, Didelphidae. Bases 1 to 1239 code for a protein of 412 amino acids. Gene Ontology annotation, molecular function: serine-type endopeptidase inhibitor activity. The transcript is spliced from 4 exons. Gene Ontology annotation, biological process: negative regulation of endopeptidase activity.
AUGAAAAUGAAAAUCAGCUUCAUUCUGGGUUUGCUCUUCACUGGACUUUUUUUAACUAUAAAUAGUCUUCAGCAGCAAAAACCCCCUGCCCAGAAUCACCACUAUCUCCAGGAGUCACAGGAGAGAAGAGCUAGAAAAGAAGUCGUCAGCCGAAAUACUGAGUUUGCAUGUAAGAUGUACCAAUAUUUGGCCAAAAGAAGCAAAGAUAACAACAUCUUCUUCUCCCCUCUGAGUGUUUCCACGGGUUUCUCCAUGUUGACCAUGGGGGCAAAGGAUUACACUCGGGCUCAGCUAAUUGACAGUUUGUGCCUAACUAACAUACCCACAAAGAAAAUAUAUCAAGGCUUCUCUUACCUCAUUUGCAGUCUCAACCAACCUGACAGAGAUCUGAAGCUUCGCCUGGGCAAUACUGUAUUCAUUGAGAAAAAGCUGAAAACCCAAAAAAGCUUUUUGAAUGAUAUCAAUAAUGUAUAUAAAGCAGAAGUCAUUUCUAUGGACCUCAAGGAUCCUAAGGAAGCCAUUAGACAAAUCAACAAUUAUAUCACCAAUAAAACCCAUGGGAAAAUUACUAACAUGGUAAAGAAUCUGGAUUCAGGAACGGACUUGCUUCUGAUUAAUCAUAUUUACUUUCAAGCUGAAUGGGAAAAGAAGUUUAACUCAAAGGACACACAAGAAGAUGAAUUCUUUUUGAUUGAUGGGAGGUCGGUGAAAGUUCCCAUGAUGUACCGAGGUGGCAAGUACAGAAUUGGCUAUGACGAGCAACUCUCCAGUAGGAUUCUAGAACUACCUUUUAAGGGGAAUGUCACAGGGCUUUUCAUACUUCCAGACAAAGGAAAACUGAAGAAUGUGGAAGAAGGGCUCAAUAAGGACAAACUGAUGCAAAUAAGUCAAUCAUUAAAACUCAGUUCUGUUGAUGUGUGUUUACCUAAGUUUUCCAUUGCUGGUACCUAUAAUAUGAAAAAAUGUUUAUCAGAUCUUGGUGUUACCCGAAUCUUUGAUGGAAGUGCUGACCUCACCAGAAUUGCUCCCCAGAAGACCUUGAGAGUUAACCAGGCUCUGCAUAAGGCUGUGUUGAAGAUGGAUGAAAAAGGAGCAGAAGCUGCUGGAGGAACUGGUGUUGAGGCCCUGCCCAUGGCUGUUCCCGAAGUGCUUAAAUUUAACAAACCAUUCUUCAUUUUUAUUAUGGAUGAGACAACCAAGUCUUUAGUCUUCAUGGGAAGAAUUAUGAACCCUACAUAA